This is a messenger RNA of Myxocyprinus asiaticus (Chinese sucker), 1952 nucleotides long. RefSeq lists its product as uncharacterized. The coding region runs from base 101 to 973 and encodes 290 amino acids. Lineage: Eukaryota; Metazoa; Chordata; Actinopteri; Cypriniformes; Catostomidae. Gene Ontology annotation, cellular component: membrane raft; external side of plasma membrane. Gene Ontology annotation, molecular function: MHC class II protein binding; protein tyrosine kinase binding. The transcript is spliced from 6 exons. Gene Ontology annotation, biological process: interleukin-15-mediated signaling pathway; T cell activation; positive regulation of ERK1 and ERK2 cascade. The record is from RefSeq and is a predicted model, not a curated record.
CACCAGAUGUUAAGAAACACAGGAAGGACUGAUGAUGUUUAAAGGAAGAGUUCAUAUAUUGAAAAGAAGAAGACUGACAGAGACAGAAAAUGGCUGAUAAAUGUCACAUAUAUCUGCUGGGACUGAUAAUUCUCUGCUCACCUCUCACAGAAUAAACACACACAUGCACUAUGUGUCAGGUACCAGUGAAAUGGAAGAAAUCCAUGUGUCCUUCACUGAUGGUGAAAAUGUCACUCUGCCAUGUAAUAAUGCUCGUUCUGACUGCACAUCAACUAAAUGGAACUAUUAUGGAGAAGGAUAUUCAGAGCCUGAGGUACUGAUUUCUGGAGGAAUAAAGAAGAAUGACAUAGAGAGACAUGAGAGACUGAAUCUGGGGUCUGACUGUUCUCUGAACAUCUAUAAAACCACAAAAGAAGAUUAUGGAAUUUACAACUGCUGGAAAAAUGUGAAUGGAGAGAGACCAUAUACUGAAAAUGUUUUUCUGCAUUUUCUUCAUGUCUCUCCACCAUCUACACAGACUGAGAUCAGACCAGGCAGCUCUGUGACUCUCUCCUGUCAAUUAUAUUCACAUUAUGGACAUACUUUGUGUUUUAGGGGAUUUAAACUGAUCUGGGUGAAUGAAUCUGGUGUUGAUCUGCAAACAGACUCCAGAUAUCAGAUAUCAUCCUCUCCAGAACACUGUAACAUCACUCUGACUACAACACUCCUGAAUGAAGACAACAACAGAGAGUGGAGAUGUCAGAUUACUGAAGGAACUGACGUGAAGACCUCAGUCAGCUAUACUGUCAAGUAUUUGGACAGUAAAAUGUCAUUUGGAUCAUUAUUGAGAGUGAUUAUAAUUAUCGUUGAGAUUGCAGCAGUAACUACUCCUACUGUUAUUCUGCUUCAGAUCAUCUGUGAAAGGAGAGCUGAAAACAAAAGAAGAGCUGAAACACCUAGAAGACUGAGUGAUACCUACUAUAAUUUAGAAUAAAAAAAUAAAAUUGAAAAAUAUAAAAGAAUGACAAAAAUAACAUGAUUUCAAUGUCAUUUCCAGCAUUCAUUAAUGUGCAGACUGCUUUAAAAUAAAGUUUGAAUCAAAUCUGUGAGGAUGAUUCAGGUUCAGUGAUUCUGAUGAUUCUCAUGUUGAAUGACAUUUACUGCUUUCAGAGAAAUACUGUAAUAGCAGGAAUUCAAUCUUUUCUACUGAAGUUUAGGAAGUGUUCAAAUGAGGAUUUUACAGACUAUCAUGAGCUCAAGUAAAUAUUGUAUGAAAUAUACAGUAAACUGUUUGCUGAACUUUUACUGAAAGUGUGUUUAUUAAUUGUCUUAAUCACAUCUGGGUGACAUCUAUCUUAGCACUUUAGCAGAAGAGAUUCAAUGCAGCAUCCUACUAAAAGACAGAAGUGGAACGAACCUUCAGAUGAUUCAGAAUUGUUUCUCAACAGUCUAAACUGGAAUCUGAGGUGACCACUGUUCAGUGCAGGUUGAGCAAGUGUGGUCAAACUAAGUAUUUCUCAAACACAACCGUAAGCUCAACUAAAAAACAAAAAGAAGAUCUGCUGUAAUAAAUAUGAUCACAAUUACUGUGCUUACAAUAUAAAAGACUAACAAUGGCCUGCAAAGGAAGAGGAUUUUUUCACUAAGUGCAAAUAGUGUUAGAUGUUAUGAACAGUUUACACUAAGUGUUAAUAGCAACAAAAUGCAUCUUUGUUACACUAAUUGCGAAUAAUGUCAAGGGUAAAUCGUGUUAGAUGCUAUUUGCACCACUAAUGAAAUAACAACAUACAGUAAGGGCAUCACUCCAGGGUGUUUAUUGUGAGUCUCACAGACAUCCUACACCAACCCCUACCCCUAACCUUCCCUUACAAAAAUUAACCAUGGGUUUACUACAUUAAGCACAGUAUCACCAUGGUAUUUGGCCAUAAAAUCAUAGUUUUUCACAUUGCCUGACAGUUUUAAAUGCAAAGUUU